This is a messenger RNA of Penicillium verhagenii, 1056 nucleotides long. Its product is annotated as WD40 repeat domain-containing protein. Gene Ontology annotation, cellular component: SMN complex. Gene Ontology annotation, biological process: spliceosomal snRNP assembly. The coding region runs from base 1 to 1056 and encodes 351 amino acids. The record is from RefSeq and is a predicted model, not a curated record. Gene Ontology annotation, molecular function: protein binding; RNA binding. NCBI's taxonomy places the organism in Eukaryota, Fungi, Ascomycota, Eurotiomycetes, Eurotiales, Aspergillaceae. The transcript has 5 exons.
AUGGCUGCCGAUAUCCCCAAGGUCGUCCCGUUGACCUGCCACGGGCACUCUCGCCCCGUGACGCAUUUGAGCUUUUCUUCAAAUCUCGAGGAUGAGCAGUACUAUCUAAUCUCAGCUUGCAAAGAUAACAAUCCUAUGCUUCGUGAUGGUAUCACUGGUGACUGGAUCGGCACAUUUCUAGGCCACAAAGGAGCUGUGUGGCAAGCCCGGUUAUCCGCCGACGCCGCCAUCUCCGCCACCGCAGCAGCCGAUUUCUCCGCAAAAGUCUGGGACACAUACACAGGCGAAUGCCUGCACACAUUGCAGCACGCCCACAUCGUUCGCGCAAUCGCUUUCCCCAUUCAAACAAACCCGCAAGUUCUCGCCACAGGUGGCGCAGAGAAGAAGCUGCGCAUCUUCGACCUAACCCGCGGCGGCUCUGCUACCGGCGGAGGCAGCGGUAGUAACGGGUCAACACCACCUCUCCCAACACCCAGCAGUGGAAGUGGAGGAGAAGCCAACACAGAUACAGUGACGAGCUACGAGAUCGGGCCCGGUGUACACGGCGGCACAAUUAAGUCUAUUGUGUGGAACCAGGAUUACAAUAUUGUGACUACCGCGGCUGAGGAUCGGAAGAUUCGAUGGUGGGAUUUGCGGUCCCGGCAUCCAGUUCUGGAGUACGCGGUUGACGGCGCAAUUGGGUCGUGUGAGCUGAAUAGUCUUGCGACCCGGCCUAACGAUUCUGGUAUCUUGACCGUUGCUGCGGGAAAGACUGUCUAUCUGUUUGAUGGGCUGCAACCUGGUCGACUUUUGAAGAAAAUUGAUUUCGGAUACGAGGUCGCUAGUGCUGCGGUCAAUAGUGAGUCCGGACGCUUAGUUACUGGUAGCGCGAAUGAUACCUGGGCGCGGGUAUACGAUCUGAACACAAAUGAAGAAUUGGAGGUCCAAAAGGGGCACCAUGGUCCUAUCUGGUCCAUCAGCUUCUCUCCUGAUGGCAAGCUCUACGGUACUGGCAGUGAAGAUGGAACUAUCAAGUUGUGGAAGGCUUGUCGUGAGCCAUAUGGCUUAUGGCGGUAA